AUGUCAAAAUGCAUCCCUGCUCAGGGUCCGGUACUUGGAACCAAAGUAAUUGACUGCACCUUAGACAUACGCACACCUAGUAGAGAAAAUGUACCCCCUGAUGCAUUUAUUUAUGUCACUCUGGUUGAUGGGUUCAUCAGGGAUGGUGAUCUCCAUGAGGCAAAAGAACUCUUUGAUAUCAUGAUUGGAGAAGGCAUGGAUCCUGGUGUUGUGAGAUAUAAUGCCAUGAUUAAGGGUGGUGCCCUAAGGAUGUUUAAACAGAUGGUGAAAAGAAAAUGCAAUCCCAAUGUGGUAACAUACACUUCCCUAAUCAAUGGAUUUUGUCGAAAUGGAGAUUUAAGUACGGCUGAAAAAGCUUUUAAAGAGAUGCAAUCUUGUGGUUUGGAACCUAAUGUAGUCACAUACACUAUACCUACUGGGAGUUUUUGCAAGGAAGGUAAACUGGCAAAAGCAGUCUUCUAUUUUGAGUUGAUGCUAUCUAUCAAGUGCAUUCCUAAUGAGGUUACUUUCAAUUAUAUCGUAAAUGGCUUCACAAACAGUCCAAGUGCAGUUCUGGAUAAUCAGUGCUUGGAGAAGAGAUCUCUUUUUCUUGAAUCUUAUAAUAUGAUCAUAUCUGAUGGAUUGGUUCAAAGAGCUGCUGUUUAUAACUCUAUCCUCCUCUGCCUUUGCCGUUGUGAAUUUUCAUCUUUGACUUAG
Messenger RNA from Gossypium raimondii (Peruvian cotton), 696 nucleotides. Its product is annotated as pentatricopeptide repeat-containing protein At1g52620-like. NCBI's taxonomy places the organism in Eukaryota, Viridiplantae, Streptophyta, Magnoliopsida, Malvales, Malvaceae. The record is from RefSeq and is a predicted model, not a curated record. Gene Ontology annotation, molecular function: protein binding. The transcript has 3 exons. Bases 1 to 696 code for a protein of 231 amino acids.